AUGUCUGCGCCAAGCACUAGUCCGUCCGUUUCUCUUCCUCAGGGCCAUCUAAUUGGAACCCAACUCGACGAUGGGUUCCCCGUGACCGUCGAUGCAUUCUUGGGUGUUCCAUACGCUCUUCCACCCAUUGGAGAAAGACGAUUCAAGCCGGCAUUCAAGGUACCAGCAUCUACCGAGACCAUUGAUGCAUCAAAAUAUGGCCCGGCAGCUCCAGGAAAGGCCUUGCUCGCUGGUGGACCAAAACUCGAGCAAAGCGAAGACUGCCUCACUGCAAAUAUUUUCUGCCCGGCUGGAACAGAUGAAUCACACAAACUGCCAGUCGCAGUGUAUAUCCAUGGAGGUGCAUUCAAUCGAGGGUCGGCUACAAUGCAUGACACGGCCUCGAUGGUUGCUUGGUCCGAGUCACCAUUCAUUGGUGUGAGCUUUGGCUACCGGAUUGGCGCAUUAGGAUUCCUGCCCUCAAGUUUGUCGAAGAAAGAAGGCGUCCUGAACCUCGGACUUCGCGAUCAGAUUCAUUUGCUUGAAUGGGUACAAGAAAACAUUAGCAAUUUUGGUGGCGACCCUGGCAAUGUCACGCUGUUUGGCCUAUCGGCUGGAGCGCAUUCGAUUGGACAUCACCUUCUGAACUACAAGGAGAACGCACCGGCUCUUUUCCACCGCGUCAUCAUGGAAUCUGGCUCGCCAACAUCUCGCGCAGUCCGUCCAUAUAAUGCGAAGAUCCACGAACAGCAGUUUCAAGAUUUCCUUCGCGAAGUUGGCUGUCCUUCGGAUCUGCCUGAGGACGAGAUAUUCCCGUUUCUCCGGUCACUGCCUAGCUUGACUGUGACAAAUGCUCAGACAGUGGUCUUCGACAAGUACAACCCUUCUCUUCGGUGGGCAUUCCAACCCGUGAUAGACGAUGAUAUAAUUUAUCGCAAGCCUUUAGAUGCUUGGGAGUCUGAGCUCUGGAACAAAGUGCCUAUCAUGACAGGUUUUACCACCAACGAGGGAAGCAUGUACGUAAACAAAAAGAUGUCCGAUCCGUCCCAGUUCCGCAAAUUCUGGAACAAUCUUCUCCCUGAAUUGUCGUCUUCGGACUUGGAUACAAUCGAUAGACUCUACCCGGACCCGAGUACGGACCCGGCUUCGCCGUAUAUCGAAACCCGAGAGGGCCAUGGUCUCGGCCCUCAAUACAAGCGGAUCGAGGCAGCGUAUGCUCACUACGCAUAUGUUGCACCUGUUCGUCAGACGGCCGAUUUUGCCUCUUCUCAGGGCGUGCCAGUUUACCUGUACCACUGGGCUCUUCCCAGGACCGUGGUUAACCGCGCAAACCAUGGAGAUAAUAUGUACUAUGAGUCAUAUAAUAAGGGUAUUACGGGGAUUUCGGGGUCGCAGAAAGAGCUAUCUGGCACUCUUCAUGCCUAUAUUACCAGUUUUAUCACCAAUGGCGACCCGAAUGCCAUCAAGGGUCGCUACUCCCAAAGACCCGGAUGGGAGGCCUCCGUGCCUAAUGAUCCUCGCGUGAUGACCUUUGGCGAAGGCAAUGAGGAACUGAUUGGAGGCACCACGGCUCCUCCUGCAAAGUUUAUCAAGGAUGAGUGGGCGAGGGAGCAAACCGAAUUCUGGUGGUCAAAGGUUCCGAUUUCACAGCUCGCUUGA
Penicillium cataractarum is the source of this 1638-nucleotide messenger RNA. RefSeq names its product putative extracellular lipase. Lineage: Eukaryota; Fungi; Ascomycota; Eurotiomycetes; Eurotiales; Aspergillaceae. The record is from RefSeq and is a predicted model, not a curated record. The transcript is spliced from 2 exons. Bases 1 to 1638 code for a protein of 545 amino acids.